UCCACAUUGAAAAACUCGAGCCAAAUCCCAAUUUCCCAUUGCAAUACAAAAUCAAUACAACAACGACACAACAUGGCAACAUCGCCCGCAGCAGUCGCUCUCCCGCCGAGCAACUUCUCUGCGGCUGCAUCAUCAUCAUUAUCAUCAUCUGCGACCAUGAGCACUGGCAGCGGGGUGGGCAGCAGCAGCAGCCUCGACGACCCAUCCGCUUUGAGCACCGCCGCUGCUGCUCGACGGGCUGCUCAGUCGCCGACGACGCCGCGGUCGCUGAGCCCCGUCGGCACCUGGCAGUCGCAUGUGCUCAAGUCGGCCUACUUGCUCAAGGAAGGCGCGAAUGUCAAGAACUGGAAGCGGCGGUUUUGGCGUCUGCAUCCGAACGCGCUCUCGUACUUUAAGACCGAAGCGGACUCGGCUGCAACCGGAACCGUCAAUCUGAAGGACAUUCUGGGCGUCCAGCGAUCAGGACGGCAUGCGACUCGCCCAUUCACAUUUGCAGUCAUCACCGAAGGCAGGACGUUUUACAUUCAAGCGGAAUCGUCCGACGAGCAGGACGCCUGGAUGGACGCAAUCGUGGCUGCCGUCAUUGCGCGCGACGGAGACGUCGUCUACCCCGAAUGGUUUGUUGCGAAAAUGCGUGUUGCGUUUGACCGAUUCGACCACGACAAGAACGGCUGGCUGGACCGCGACGAAUUGUUUGAGCUCUUGUCCACACUUGGCCGAACUGUCUCGACCUCGGAUGUUGAAACAACAAUCUCGCAUCUGGACACAACUGGGAAAUGCGCCAUUGACCUUCUCGAAUUUGUGACUGGAAUUGUUUACAUUUUCAGAACUUUCCGAGCGCGCUCCUUCCUUCCCGACGGCAUGGACGACGAGCCGAUCGAGUCUGGCGCUGCUUCUCCGCUGCAGCAACAGCCACCACCGCUACCGCCACAACAACAGGCAACCAGUGGUGUGCUAACUCCGCCUCCUCGCACUAAACGUUUAGAGCGACAAGCCGCGGCAGCACAGCAAGCGGCGUCUAGCGGCACAUUAUCGGCCACCGCCCAACUCCAGCUUGUGCUAUCGCAGCAGCAACAGCAGCAACAGCAGCAACUGCAACAGCAACAGCAACAGCAAUCACAACAACAACAACAACAACAACAUCAACAACAUCCCACACAGCUAAGCACGGUACCGGAAACACCGUACUCGCCUUCGGAAGCAACCAGUCCCCAAUCAGGAGCAAUUACCCCUCGCAGUGCGGAUAGCGUGGCGAGCGUUUCGUCAACCGACAUGGUGAAUCUUCGGCUUGAAUUGGAAGAAACCAAAGCACGUGCGCGAGAAUUAGAGGUCAACGUGAAGUUGUUAAUGACGGAAAACCGGGAACUUCGCAAUCUUGUUGUGGAGCUGCAGGCUGAAUUGGAAAACUCAGGCGCGUCCAAGUCCGCUGCAACAGAGUCAUUUGCUUAGGCGAGUUGCUACCUCGGUGCGGUUGUUGUUGAAAAAGGCAUGCUUUUUUUUUUUUUGAGUGUUUCUCUCUUGCGUUUAUUCUGUAUUCCAUCUUGCGUUUCAUUUCAGGUGUUGGUGUAUCAAACCACAAGUUAUUUGUGC
This is a messenger RNA of Capsaspora owczarzaki ATCC 30864, 1590 nucleotides long. RefSeq lists its product as hypothetical. Lineage: Eukaryota; Filasterea; Ministeriida; Capsasporidae. The coding region runs from base 73 to 1449 and encodes 458 amino acids. The transcript has 4 exons. The record is from RefSeq and is a predicted model, not a curated record. Gene Ontology annotation, molecular function: calcium ion binding.